Williopsis jadinii is the source of this 2139-nucleotide messenger RNA. RefSeq lists its product as uncharacterized. NCBI's taxonomy places the organism in Eukaryota, Fungi, Ascomycota, Saccharomycetes, Phaffomycetales, Wickerhamomycetaceae. Gene Ontology annotation, cellular component: cullin-RING ubiquitin ligase complex. The transcript has a single exon. Bases 1 to 2139 code for a protein of 712 amino acids. Gene Ontology annotation, biological process: protein ubiquitination; ubiquitin-dependent protein catabolic process. Gene Ontology annotation, molecular function: ubiquitin protein ligase binding. The record is from RefSeq and is a predicted model, not a curated record.
AUGUCAAAUGUUAGCAAGCAUAAGGUGAAGCAUCGGCGUGGACUGUCACCUUAUCUUCGGGAGAUCUAUUCAACGUUGUUUGAGCAGGUUGGACGCGUACUACAGUGUUCCAAGGAUGAACAGCCACUCACCGUGGGCUAUAACAAACUGUACAAGUACGUGGAGUUCAUCUGCCGUGAUAGGCAGCAGUCUCCCUUGGCCACACAGCUUUUCGAAGCCACUGAUAGCAGUAUCAACUCACUGGUAACACAGGUGCUACUAGGAGAAGGAGACGAGCUACUGAAGAACUUUGUCACCCUGUACGACUGGCUGUACCAUCGCUUGGAUAUACUGGAGAGGAUAUUCCUCUAUCUGGAUAGAACGUAUCUGCUCAAUCACCCCUUGAAGAAGACUAUAAAGGAAAAUGGCUUCUACACGUUAUACACUUCACUCACGAUUAGUGGGAAAUGGGAUGAUCUUUACAACAGCUUUGAGCAAAUACUGUGUCGAGUACGUCGAGGCGAGAUCUCUGACAUGUCAUUAGAACUCGAGUUCUUUACCAGGUACCAUACAUUGGCCAAAUGGGAUACUCUCGAUAAGAGACUACUCGAAAGCUCCAGAGCGUACUUUACCGAAGCACACGAUUACGUGGUAUCAAAUAUACCACCAGAGAAUAGGUUCGAGAUCAACUAUAGGGCAUCUCUGAAGGAAUUAGACAUGUGGAAAGCGUGUCGAAUGAACGAUGAGUUCCUCGAUGCUAUGCACAGGGUACUAUGGGAUUAUCUGAUACUCUAUAAAUAUGAAGAUGACCUCCGUGAGAUUGCAAAGUCGAUGUUCCAAACAAAUAAGAUCAAGCUACUGCACAAACUGUGGAAUGAGCUAAUACUCAAGAAUACACUGGACCAGAGGGAGUAUCUUCAGCUGUUUCUACAAGGAUUCGCCGAUUUUGUCAGCUGGUCAGUGAACAAUGUUGUGGACGACUCUGCGAUGUCUGAACUUUUGCAGCCACUCAUAGACCUCAAGUCUGACAUCAGUGAGACAGUGUCUCAUUUCAAGAGCCCAAAUAAGGUCUUGGUCUAUAAGGCCAGAGACUCGUUUCAAUCUGCCAUAUCGAAUGGCAAAACAUUAUACAAGUUGAGUAAGUCAAUCGAUAACUUCUUCCGUUCAGCAGAGCUUUCCCUUGAAACGAAAAAGGCUUCCCUUGAAGACAUACUACUUCUGUUCAAAUCCAUUCAGGAUAAGGAAUAUUUCCUCAAGAUGUGGAAAGGUGAUCUCUCAAAGCGAUUAAUCCAGAGAACAACACCAAGCCUGGAAUUGGAGGAUAGUAUGCUACAGAUGUUGGGAAACGAAGUUAAUGAGGACAUCAUAAAACCAAUGAGAACAAUGGUUCACGACAUGACAGAGUCUCAUGACUUGGAGCUCGGUUAUCAAACCUCAUCACAACUGUUAACGACGUCAUGCGAAUUCCACCCCUUGGUUCUAAACUCUUAUUCAUGGCCUGUGAUAAAAGGAACUGCUGCUCUUCCACCUGACCUCAAUUCGUUGAUAUUGGAUUUCCAGCAGUUUUACUUGGACAAAUGGUCAGACGAUAAGAAGCACAAGCUACAGUGGUGUCCUGCCAUGAGCUCAAUGGUUAUUGAAGCACAUUUCCCACAUGGUGAUAAACAACUACACACCAGUGAAUUCCAAGGCUUGGUGCUCUUGUUGUUCAAUGAUCACGAUUCGUUAUCGUUUGAAGAUAUCAAGGCACUUGUACGUAUGGAUUCUGGGACGUUGAGUGGAGUACUGUACUCCUUGACAAACGGGAAACACAGGAUCUUAACAAAGGAUGACAAUGCUUACUCCAUGAACAAGGACUUCAGUGAUAAGCGAAAAGUCAUCAAACUUCGUCAAGUUCAGAUGCGUUUGAGAGGUGGUGAUGCAGUUGAAGAAGAUGACGAAAGCCCUGGGGUUUCUAACGAGGAUAGAAAUGAACUCAUCAGAGCAUUUAUUACGAGGCUAAUGAAACAUAAGGAAUCGUAUCCACUGGAGGAUUUGAUCAAUGCCGUAUUGGAGAAAUAUAUCAUUCAAAGACAAGAUGUGGAAACACUCAUAAGAGAUCUCAUACAGAAGGACUACCUUGAAAGAGGAUUGGACAACUACAUCAAAUACAAGCCUUGA